AUGCACUCUCAGUAAUACAACAAUAAUAUGAUAAUUUAACGUUAAGGAAACAGCUAAGGAUAAGUUAUAGGAGUAGAUUAAGGUCAUUACCAAGCAUAGAUGUAAAAUAUCUAGCCUUAAUAGCACAUUUAGUAGAUGGUACAAUACCCUGUCAAUCCACCUUAGUUAAUAAACAUAUCUUCAACCUCUUCCUCUUAGAGCUCCUCAGUAAAUCCCUCUUCUUAAAGAGUUAACUCUUAAAAUUUAUAAUAUAAGCAGAAUUCUUAAUAGAUUAACAUGAGUUAAUAAUAGUAGCAAGUAUAGGUACAAGGAGAUAGUUAUGUUCACCCUCACUAAUUAUAAAAUUAAUAAGUUUAGUAAAUAUAGCAGCCAAAUUAAUUAAACUAAUUACAGUCAAGCAGUAGUUCUGGAAGUAAUAACCCUCAUUAAUAGUAGUUUAGUCAUCAUUCAUCUUAAUAGUCACAAUAGUAGCCAAUUUAGCCUUAGCUCAUCUAGAAUUAAGGAUAGUUAAAUUUUCCAAAUAGCCAAAGUCAGUAAUAAGGUGUUGCCUAUAUUCAUCCUAAUGUUAGCACAAAGCAAUAGUAGCCAAAUCAAGUCUAAUAGCAAUAAAUACCUCUUUAGUUAAGUACAAGCUAAUCUUAAUAGUAAUAAUACUCUUCUUAAUAAGAUAGCAGAAGAAACUCAAGCAGAUCAGAAAAGAACUCUUAAGUAAACUGUACACUUCCGAGCUAACCUCAGUAGCAAUCUUUGGUAUUUACAAAUUAAGGUGGUGUUUGUAGUGAUAAGAAUGGACCUUAUGGUGCCUUAGAGUAAUUUGUUGAGCCUAUUUACGAGGAUUUUGUUUAUUUGACUGAAAAAAUUCUUGAUAAAACAAUGAAGUCAGCCAACAAACAGCUUCAAGACACUCUUAUGAAUUACUUCUUAGAAAACCAUGUAAGUAACUUAAUUAUUAAGGAAAUGAACUGCAUCAGCAAAAGAGCAGUCAGAUACGAAAUAGAAAAGACUAUGUAAAAGAAUAAAACAGCAAAGUAUAUGAAUCUAUUGAAUGCUUUUGAAUCUAAAGUUAAAUAAUUUGGAAAAGAAAAAGCAUAUGAAAACCUUUUAAUGCAAUUAAUUACUGAUGAAAAUUCAGGAUCUAAGCAAUCAGAAUAGUGGAAAACUCUUGUUAGAAAACGUAUUCUAGCUCUUCUCCUCUACAUUCAUUGGUCAACUCCAAAUGCAGAAAAUAUUUUCAAUGACUUCUUUGCUAUUUGGGAUUUGAUUUAUCCUAACCAUCCUCUCCCUUAGAAAGUUAAAAAAUCUGCAUAAGGAGGAGCUGGAUCAAAUAAUUAAGUUUCUUCUUAGUUAACAUUUUAGAAUUAAAAUUAGCAACCAAUCGAAAAGCCAUCAAACCCAAACAAAGCUAUGAAAAGGAGUAAAUAAAAAAUUAUAGAAAAUAUGAAUUUGUCAUAAACAUCAUUAAGCAGUUAAGCUACAAAUUUCAAUAGCUAAUCCACUUCUUUAUUCCAAAACACAUAUACAUCAAGUAAUUAAAGAACUGCUAAAGAAUCAAAAAUUACUUCAUCAUAAAGUUAGGCAUCAUCUGAAUUGCAUCGUUCAUCUGUUAAAUCUGAAAAAGAUGUUCCCUCUAUCAGCUAUUCUGAUAUGAGUUAGUACGGUGGUCAGUAUUAACAGCAACAAGGUGUAGUUUAUUAAAAUUAGAGAAAUUAGAUUUACAUAAAUUCAAAUCAUCAGCAAAACCUAAAUGAUGGUAUUCCUCUCCAAUAAACAUCAUCAGGAUUUUAUUCUAACUAAAGCAAUUAAUAAUAUGACUAUAACUAGAAUUAUUAUGGAAAUUAGCAAAGCAGCACUCAAAAUUAUGACUAAAAUUAUAUGAUUCAAACAUAGCCUGUGCAAUAACAAUAGCAAACAAAUAUGAGACCAUAAAAUUAAAUUUUUAAAGGAAGAAUGAGGAGUUAGAGUUGGGAUGAUUUGAAUAAUAAGAAAGAUGAAUACAGUUCUCCCUAAAAUAUUUAAAGUAAUAAUUUGAUUAAUUAAUAGUAAUAGAGUGGAUAUUAUAAUCAGCAGUAAGCCCAUAUGCCUACUUAUUACUAGCAAACUAGUUAGCCAUAUACUUAUGAUUAGGUUGGCGAAUAUUAUGACCCAAAUUAAACAAACCAAUACUCUCACCCUUAGUUAAUUUAAUAAAAUUCUUAAGGAUAUUACACAGAUUAUUAGAAUAACAUACCAUAAUAGCCACAAUAGCAGCUGAAUAUUCCUAACAGGAGAUCAUCAAAUAAUACACCUUAAUAAGUUAUAAACGAUCCAAAUUAGUAGCAACAAAUUUAAAAUUAAAGCUAUGGAUAUAGUGCGCCAAAUUCAAAUUAUCAACAUUAACAAUAUUAAUAGAACCAAAACUAUCAUAAUAACUAUAGCAGCAGUAAUUAACAAUACCAGCAAGUUUAAAAAAUUCCAUUCUAUUAGAAUAACUAGAUUUAUGACAUUCAAGAAGUCAAAUAAGAGGGAACUCCAUCCAGUUAAAAUACAUAAGAAUCAAACAAUAAUCAAUUUUUCCAUAUGGAUAAAAUUAUUCUUCCUGAUCCAGAAUCACCAGAACAAAGAUUAAAAAGAGUUUCAUAGACAAAUCCAUCAAAUAAUUACACACCACUUAAUUCAAAUUCUAGAACUCGUUAUUCUUUACAAUAUAAUUAGCAAGAAGGUUCAAUUAUGCAAUUCCAUUAACAGUAGCUAUAAUAGAGUUAGGGUAAAAAUACAGUUUAAUAACAACAAUAAUUUUAGCAAACAAUACCAAACCAAAAUUUAUCAGGUUAAAAAGUUUAGUAUGAUUAGUCAGGAGGUAAGUAUAAUUAGGCUUCUAUAAAUAACACAAAGUAGGAAGAAGACCUUUACUCUAGCUAAAGCAAUUACAGUGUAAGCAGUAGUUAGAAGUCUCGCUCAGCUAAGGCAAAUAAAAGUUCAAAUUCAAAGCAAAAUUAUGAAGCUAGCAGCGGAAAUGAAAAAUACUCAGAAAACUCUUAAGCAAAUAAAAAUGGUAAUUACAUUAUAGCAAAGCAGGAAGAUAUAGAUUAAGUAAACAAUGGAGAGUCACAAAAUGAUACUCAAAGCGAUUUUAUAAAAGUUGACUAAUAAGAAAAUAAUAACAAAGUUACAUCCGCUCAGUAGAGUGCAUAAUAGUAGCCAACUAAAGGAAAAGAUUAAAAGGCAAACUCUCCUUCAAUUAUUGUCACAUAAUAAAAUAGCGAUAGUCAAAGUAAGUUAUAAUAAAUAUAGCUUCAUCCUGCUCAUAACAACUAGCUACAAAAGCAAAAAGAUACAUCAAACAGUAAAAGAAAUGAAAAAUCUUUAGACAAACCUAACUAGAAUAUAUAUCAGUAAAGUACAAUUAACGAAGAUGAUAAAGAAGAUAGCAUGCCAAGAUGCCAAAAUGAAGGAAAUGGCUCCUCUGACGAAUAUUAUUAAGCUUAAAAUGAUGACACAGAAGCUCAAAUAUCAUAAAACAAUUAAGCCAAGACUAAUCAAACAUAAGCAGAUACCUAAAAUGAUUAAGAUAAUGGAAGCAAUUUAAAUUAAAAUCCAAUUUACAGACAUCCUAGUAAAGAAAGAGCUCCAAUAAUAAAUAACAAUCUAUUCUAAGAUUUCCAACAUCCAGAAGACAUAUAUUUAAAUCCUUCUGGUAUUAAUAAUAUAAAUAACAAUCUUCUUAAUGUAGAAGAUAAGUUUAUAAGAAACAGUCAAAGACAAAAUACAGGAGCUUCAUGCAUGAGUAUUGAAAGUGAGAAAACUCCCUUUAAGAGAAGUGAAACAAGAAAUAUGACAGGUUUAUCUAAUAUAUCUAUUGAAUCCGAUAAAGAAGGCAGAACUCCCUCAUAGAUCAAUCGUUCUAAAUUUUUCUUCCGUCAUCAAAACAGUUUAGAAUUCCCAGCUGUUUUUGGAGUAAGAUCGAAUGUAAGAUAAGGCACAGCUAUUUCUAAUAUCAGCGACGGAUUAGGUGCUAAUGACAUGAUUGGAAGUUAAACAAAUAUAAAUCAAUUCUUCUAAAAAAGGAGUAAUUUUAAGCAAUUCUCUGGGAUAUCUCAUAUUUCAAUUGAAGGCGGUGAAUUCAAUUACUUGCAAAUGAUGCAGACAAGUAAUUAAAGCUAAAACUUUGGUAAUAUACAACGUUCCUAACUUAGAAAAAGGACAAAUUUGUCAGUCGAUAGUCUUGCCAGCUUUAACAUAAAGCCUGAUAAAGAUUUACAAAAUCUUUCUUUCGAUUUAGAAAAUUUAAGCAUUCAUAAUUAGCAAUUAGAUAAUAAUGGAUAAAUUUUACAACCUGACACUAUAAAUGAAAACUCAAAUAUAUUAGACGAUAAGCAAAAUAAUAAUAUUUUCUACAAUUACUCUCCAAAUAAUGAAAUUCUUCCUUGA
Messenger RNA from Tetrahymena thermophila SB210, 4407 nucleotides. RefSeq lists its product as hypothetical. The transcript has a single exon. The record is from RefSeq and is a predicted model, not a curated record. Lineage: Eukaryota; Ciliophora; Oligohymenophorea; Hymenostomatida; Tetrahymenidae.